Drosophila willistoni is the source of this 1339-nucleotide messenger RNA. It is a transcript of the gene Or13a, whose product is annotated as odorant receptor 13a. The transcript is spliced from 6 exons. Gene Ontology annotation, molecular function: olfactory receptor activity; odorant binding. The record is from RefSeq and is a predicted model, not a curated record. Gene Ontology annotation, biological process: detection of chemical stimulus involved in sensory perception of smell; sensory perception of smell. Lineage: Eukaryota; Metazoa; Arthropoda; Insecta; Diptera; Drosophilidae. The coding region runs from base 1 to 1296 and encodes 431 amino acids. Gene Ontology annotation, cellular component: plasma membrane.
AUGUUCGAUCCACAGCCAUAUCGGGAUGUUAGAUUUCGAAUUCCCGUCCAAUGUAUCUGGCUAAAGAUGAACGGGUCCUGGCCAUUGGCAGUUCCUGGGCAUAAUCAAAAUCGGUUUUCAUUUCAACGGUCCAUUUUUGCCAUGGCUUAUUCAAUGUGGGCGUGGUAUGUGAUUAUAUCCGUGUGCAUAACGAUUUGCUUUCAGACUGGAUUUUUGAUCAAUCAUUUCGGUGAUAUCAUAAUGACAACGGAGAAUUGCUGCACAACAUUUAUGGGAGCCUUGAAUUUUGUGAGAUUGUUGCAUUUGCGUCUAAAUCAGGACAAAUUUCGAAAGAUUAUAAAACAAUUUGCCCAUGAUAUUUGGAUACCAGACAACGCUCACUUCAAUAUCUCACGAGAUUGCCGUAAACGUAUGACUACAUUUAGUAUUAUGACGGGUCUUCUAUCUUGCCUGAUACUUAUGUACUGUGUCCUGCCAUUGGUGGAACUAUUCCUUAUUGUGGGUCUGGAUGCAGAGGUGAAACCGUUCCCCUAUAAAAUGCAAUUCCCAUUUAAUCCAUACUCAAAUUGGAUCAAGUAUAUCCUUACCUAUCUGUUCACCUCAUACGCUGGCAUUUGUGUGGUCACCACAUUGUUUGCCGAGGACUCAAUUUUUGGUUUCUUCAUCACCUAUACAUGUGGACAAUUUCGUUUGCUCCAUGAGCGUAUCGAUCAGUUGAUGGUCACAAGUGAUUUAAAAUUCCAGCAAGAAUAUGUCAAGGAUCAUCAUCACCGUUGGCAAAUACAAGAGUUGCAGCAAAUUGCCAAACAGCAUAAUAGACUUAUUUGUUUUGCCAAACGUUUGGAGGACUUUUUUAAUCCCAUAUUACUGGUAAAUCUAUUAAUCUCAUCCCUUUUAAUAUGCAUGGUGGGCUUUCAAAUAAUUACUGGUAAAAACAUGUUCAUUGGCGACUAUGUAAAGUUCAUUGUCUAUAUAUCGUCGUGUCUAUCUCAGCUUUAUAUACUUUGUGGCAAUGGCGACACGUUGAUUCAACACUCUACUAUCACGGCAUGGCAUCUUUAUGCUUGUCAUUGGGAAAGUACAAGCAAAACGCAAUCCUCCUUGUGCUCACCAACCAACAAGGAGUUUCGCACGAAUUUGCAAUUUAUGAUAUUGUGCAGCCAACGUCCUGUACGAAUAACAGCUUUUAAAUUUUCAACAUUAUCACUUCAGAGUUUCACGGCGAUACUGAGCACAUCAAUGAGCUAUUUCACAUUAUUACGAUCACUCUACUAUGAUAAUAGUCCAAAUAACUAAAGAUUAAAAGGGAAACAUUGUUAGAGGAACGUUUAUGAUGCCA